Amphimedon queenslandica is the source of this 2901-nucleotide messenger RNA. RefSeq lists its product as uncharacterized. The transcript has 5 exons. The record is from RefSeq and is a predicted model, not a curated record. Bases 1 to 2640 code for a protein of 879 amino acids. Lineage: Eukaryota; Metazoa; Porifera; Demospongiae; Haplosclerida; Niphatidae.
AUGGCGACUCCGAGUCCUGAUUUUUUGAGAACAGACCCUGUUAAUGUUGAGAGCUCCCACCCUCUAGAAGAGCAGCAUUCUCAAAAAUUUACACAGGAUCCCGUUGGGGUUGAGUCUACGGAUGAGCAACUGAAUGAAGAAAAUGGAUUUGGCGUUUACACAAAAGCUGAGAAGAGUGGCGCUCAUAAUGAAUCACAUACUGUCAUCCAGUUACAGAAGAUGAAGUCUGUCCUACAAAACAUGGUUUCGGGUAUGGACUACUUAGAGCUUUAUUCAGAAAAAUCCGACAUUAGUUGCACGAUGAAUAGAUUGAUCUACGAUGAGAACCCUAUGUCUCCUACUGAAGAGUCUCCCUCAAAGUCUUCCGACUCUCUUGAUGACGAAUCACAAACUAGCGAUAUAGAAGAAGCUAUGGAAUUUGAAAAGAAAACCAUGGAAAUCCCUAGAAGUCUUUCUGUAACAAAAGCACUGAAGUUAGAUUUUCCAUUUUUGCUUGAUUUGGUGAAGACCAGUUCUGUUCCUGUGGUUAUGUGUGUUGCUACUCUCACUGGCCUCUCUCCUAAAAGAAAAGCUGAUUUAUUUCAAGAUUUCAUAAAAAUGGCUGUUCGUUUUAGAAAUUGUGAAUCGGAAACAGCAAAGCAAUAUUAUGCCAGCUUGCAGGAAAGGUGUUCAAAGGAGGGCCUGUCUUCUUUUAAUUUCAAUAUUUUGGGCAAGUCUCCUUUCAAUGAUCUCAUGUGGUUGUUGGGCACUAAACGGUCAAGUAUCAGCCUCUGCUUUUUGUGCUGUCUCCUUCAAGCUCUGAAGCUGAGAGAUAUUCCAAUCGAAUCAUUGGACAUCGCUGAAAAUGAAGCAGAUGUUAAUAAAGAGGAUCUGAGGCAGAACAAGCAUGGGGAGUGGCUCUUCUAUGAAGUAACAAAGAGACUGAAGGCUCUUAAGAAACAUCAGGAAAAAUUGGAUCUCCUUACACCAGGUGUGACGUUCCUCACCGUCUUCAAUAUUGGCCCCAGCAAAGCAGCACAUAAUUUCCUCCCGUUUCUUGGCCAGCAUUGCAAAAGGUUACUUCCCUUAUUCUUUGCUUCAACAGCAGAUUGUACCGAAUUGUGUAAGCCGCUGAAGCCUGAGGCUUAUGAUGAGUAUAAAUCGUCCGUCAAUCAUUUGCUUAAUGCCUACGUGCCAAGACGGAAGUUUCUUAAUCAUUUUGUGAGAUUUCAUUCAAGGGAAAAUUCAGGGCAACCGGUCUUUAUGCGCCAACCAUCGUAUAGUCAAGAAUCAAAAUUCAAUAGUCUCAAGGAAAUUUUUGAGGAACAAGGCUUUGACGCUAAUUUCAAAGAUAUCGAUCUCUCCAAUAUGAAACAAACCAAGGAAAUUCUUGAGAGAAUGGUUAUCAAAAAUAUGAGCAAAUAUGUUACUGGUCUACCUGUAAGGUGGGUUUUUCUGCGCAGCUUUCUCCAGGCUUUAAACAUAUCACUUAUAACUAGAAGUGAUAUCAGCAAAUUGGCCACUUCAUGUGGUGCUGGUAUAGAUUCCAGUGAAGUUGAAGCAUUUCUGACCACCUUCACAAGCUUUGCCAGUCUCCUUUACAUCCCCUCCUACACUGAUAUUGUCCUGCUAGAUAUUGAGAGAUUCACUGAUUGCCUCGACAAGGUCUUUGACUGUGGCCAUUCUCUGCUCGAUAAAGCAAAUUUGUUUGGAUUCAUUACUGAAGGAGCCAUUGAUAAGUUAGCAAAGGAUGAGGAGUUAGACCCCAAAAUGUUUAAGUCACUCUUGAAGUCUUUUCGUUUUGCUGUUCCAGUUUGCACAUCAAAAGUGAAGAGCAACAAUAUUUUCUUUAUUGAAGCAGAUUGUUCGUUCUACAUUCCCAGCAUGCGUCCUACAAAAGCAACCAAUGGCCCUCAGUUUCAUUCUCUCUACCUCCAGUACACAUCAUGUGUGCCCGGUAAUAUUCAAGUUUAUUUGGUUCGUCAUUUCCUCAAGUACAGCAAUUGCUCUCUUGUCCCUUACCUACACAUCAAUGCUUCAGUCAUCAGGAUACAUCAUAGUAAAGAGAAGCACAUUGAUGUUACCAUAAUUGAUCACAAAGAUAUCGUGGAGCUGAGAUUGGAACAUGGUCGUUCAACUGAAGCAUACAAAACAGCUUUCCCAUUGGUAGUUAAAGCAUGCACUGCUGCCAUGGAAGAUGUCAAGAAGUCGGUCGAUGAUUUAGAGUAUUAUUUUUUGCUGCGCUGUACUGAGAGUAAUGAUCACCAGUUCAUCUAUCACAGAAUGACAAAUGAUGGGGAGACUUCAUGUGAAAGUUGCAGUAAAGUUGAAGCUAGUGAUUCUUAUCCCAUUUCCUUGCGGGAAUAUUGGAAGUCGUCUGUUUCUAAAAUAGCUAUUGAAAGUGAUGGAAAAGAAUUAGAAAUAACGAAAGAUUCCUUGGAGCUGGCUAGUCUUGCAGUGAAGCUAUCACAAGAGUUUGUAGAUGAUGAGAGUCAGUUGAGUCUGUUGAGACGGUUAAAAGUAGAACGAGAAGUUUGGGAUGGUAUCAAAGUCAAGACUGGUGGUGGGUGGAUGGCAUUUGCAAUGUUGCUUGAUCAGUGGAUAAAGAAGCACAAAAAGUCAAAGGAUGAGCUUCUGGAAGAGCUCCAUAUGUUUUUAUAAUUAUUUAAAUAAUUCUUUUUAAAUAUUUAUAUUUUGUAACAAGAGCAGAGUACAUCAGUAAUUAUCAGUUAUUUGCAAUGGAUAUUAUACAUACUUGCCAUACUUGCAAAUAACUUCACACAAAUUUUAAUAGUAUAUUAUAGUUUGUUGCUGUUAAUGCAUAAAAUUUUGUAGCAUUUUUUGCAGUGUCUGUAAUGUCAUUAAAAAAUCCUUAGAUAUAGAGGGAUAAUAAGACAUGUAUGUUUUAGCUUUUAUCAUGAU